Messenger RNA from Gossypium raimondii (Peruvian cotton), 1936 nucleotides. Its product is annotated as patatin-like protein 6. Lineage: Eukaryota; Viridiplantae; Streptophyta; Magnoliopsida; Malvales; Malvaceae. The coding region runs from base 466 to 1851 and encodes 461 amino acids. Gene Ontology annotation, biological process: lipid metabolic process. The transcript has 3 exons. The record is from RefSeq and is a predicted model, not a curated record.
AGAACAGACAUCCUCUGAAAGCAAACUGCUGCUAUUGUUCUUGCCUUUGCCUCCUUCCCUUUCUAGUUUCUGGGUUCUUUUCUUUGUCUUGUUUUGGGGUUUUGGCUUUCCUUUUCGACGGCUACUUAUGUUGUCUUUGAUGCUCACUUAACGAAAUAGAAAAUUUUGUGAACUCUCGAAGGGCAAAAGCUUGAAUUUGAAGAAGAAUUCGAUUUUUUUUUUUUUUUUGCUUUUUAUUAUGAAGAUAACGAUUUAGAAGCUGGUAAAUGUUGGUUGAACCUUCUUUUCAAAUAAGACGAAAAUUUUCAGGUGAGAAAGUGGCGUUAAUCUCAAGGUUGUCGAAAAAAGAAAUAGCAAUUAAUCGGAGUAUGCAAAAAAAUAGUUUGACUUAAUAGAAAAAAGGGGUUUUUUUUUGUUGUUUCUUUUUGGUGUUUGGAUUUUGGGUUUUCUUUGGGUGUUUUGAUAAUGUCGUCGACUACUUCAUCGGAGAUGCAAGAACCGAGCAUCGACACUGAUAAAUUAAGUUACGAAAUCUUUUCGAUUCUUGAAAGUAAGUUUUUGUUUGGCUACGAUGAUCAGCAGAAGCUAUGGAUUCCGAAACCGAUCUCUCCGGCGUCUGAAUCGCUGCCGUUGGUUCAACAGGGCGAUGAGAAUCCGAUGUCGGCGAUCAAGAAUCAGAGGGGUAAAAUAUGUAUUUUGAGUAUCGACAGCGGCGGCAUGCGGGGAAUUCUGAGCGGUAAAGCUUUGGCUUAUCUCGAACACGCGUUGAAAUCCAAGUCGGGUAAUCCAAAUGCUCGAAUCGCCGAUUUUUUCGACGUGGCCGCCGGUUCCGGCGUCGGUGGUAUCUUCGCCGCCAUGCUUUUCGCCACCAAAGAUAACAGCCGCCCCAUUUUUACCGCCGAGGAGACGUGGCGGUUCCUUGCUGAGAAUGGGAAGCGGAUGUACCGGUCCGGGAAAGGUAAAAACGGCGGUAUUUUAAACAAGUUUUUUAAAAACGGUUCGACCGGAUCAAGUUCAACCGGUUUGGAAAAGGCGGUGAAGGAGACGUUCACGGCGGACGGAAGGAGUUUGACGUUGAAGGAUACACUGAAACCGGUUUUGAUCCCGUGUUACGAUCUUUCCAGUACGGCGCCGUUCCUGUUCUCGAGGGCGGACGCCUUGGAGACGGACAGUUUCGAUUUCCCAUUAUGGGAGGUUUGUCGUGCCACGUCGGCAGAACCGGGAUUAUUCGAACCGGUCAAGAUGCGGUCUGUAGAUGGUCAAACUAGUUGCGUGGCGGUUGAUGGUGGGUUGGCAAUGAGCAACCCGACCGCCGCCGCAAUUACGCACGUGUUGCAUAAUAAACAGGAGUUCCCUUUUGUUAGAGGGGUCGAGGAUAUAUUAGUGUUGUCACUGGGGACCGGUUCGCUACUCGAGAUAAGCUACGAAUAUGAAAAAGUCAAGAAUUGGAAGGUCAAGGAUUGGGCUAAACCGAUGGCUCGAAUAUCCGGUGACGGCUCAGCCGACUCGGUGGACCAAGCCGUUGCCAUGGCUUUCGGACAAUCCAGAAGCAGCAACUACGUAAGAAUUCAGGCAAAUGGGACCAGUUUAGGACGGUGUUGCCCAAACGUAGACACAGACCCCAGCCCCAGCAACGUAAAGAUGCUGAUCGCCAUAGCCGAGGAAAUGCUGAAGCAGAAGAACGUAGAGUCCGUGUUGUUCGGAGGCAAAAGGCUGGCCGACCAAACCAACUUCGAGAAACUCGAUGGUUUCGCCGCUCAACUCGUGCUUGAACAUCAGAGGCGGAGUUGUAGGAUUGCUCCCACUGUCGCUUUCAAGCAACCUAAUAACCCUAAACCCACCACCCCUUAAGAACAUUUUCAUAAUUUUCUCGAGAAAAUUUGUACCAAAUAUAAUUUAUAUAAAUAUAUAAAAAAAAGGUAUGCUUUUCUUUUCA